This is a messenger RNA of Abrus precatorius (Indian licorice), 1990 nucleotides long. RefSeq lists its product as uncharacterized. Bases 304 to 1731 code for a protein of 475 amino acids. The record is from RefSeq and is a predicted model, not a curated record. Lineage: Eukaryota; Viridiplantae; Streptophyta; Magnoliopsida; Fabales; Fabaceae. The transcript is spliced from 6 exons.
GAGUCUAUACUAAAAAUAAAUAAUAACAAAUAUUUUCAUAUCUUCCGAGAGAGUAGUACCCACGAAAGCUUAACAAUAUGUUCCAAGUGUUGUGAGUUCUGCGCUGCCAAAUCAACAACCAUUCAACAACAAUCCCAAUUUCUACUCAGCAAAGGAAAUUCAUCUCUUCCUUAGGUUUUCAGGGGCAAGUUGAUUUUUCUGUAAAGUGGAUGGGAGAUUCUAAUGCGUCCAAUUUUAAUCAUCACACUGUGGUCUGAUAAUUGCUGUUAUAUCUGAAUAGGGAAAGUUGGAUGAUUUUGUAAAAUGGGUACAAGCAAUGUGAAGUCAGAAGAAGGUACCCUAGAAAAGGAAAAUGUACCUGUUCCUGCAUUUUCAGAAUCAAAAGAACAGGUGGUUCUGCAACCUGGAACUAACUGCAAGGGAAUUUUACAGAGUUCUUUGUCUUGUGGAAAUGAGGAGGAUGUUCAGGUUAAUAUUAUUGGAAGUGGGUGCAUAAUUUCUGGUGGCAAGCCAGUUGAAGAUGCUUGUGAGGAUGACACUGACACUGAGUGUUCCAGUUCCAGUUCUUUUGGUGAUACGGGAUCUGGUGUAGAAGAUGCCUUGGGCUCAGCAUUCACUGACACUGAAGUAGAAUCACCAAUGUGUGAUGAUUGGAGUAAGACUGCUGUUAGAAAGAACAAGACGACCACAGUGCAUUGGAGGAGGUUCGUUCAUCCUAUUAGGUGGCGCUGUAAGUGGAUAGAGUUGCAACUGAAGAAACUUAACUCUCUAGCACUGAAAUAUGAUACAGAGCUUGCAGCAUAUGAUUAUAUGAAGCAGCUUGAGUUUUCAAAGUUUUCAGUGGAUGAUUUUAAUGUCAAAUCAGUACCCAUAUCUGAUGGCAAUCGCAGGAAUAAAGUUAUGAAGAGAAAGAAAAGGAACAAGGCUGAAGAACGUGAUUUAUCAUCAUAUAUGUCUAGCCAUAGUAUAUUCUCUUACUAUGAAAACAAAAACCAUAGUCAUGACGCUUGUUUGGAAGAUUUCCAUGGUGAUGCCUUGAGAGGUAAUGCAGAUAACAUUGAGGAGCUCAAGUUUAAUAGUAUAUGGUCUUCUGUAGAGCAUGAAGAUAAUGAUAAAGCAGUCAAUGACAUCAUUCAAAAGAUUGAAGACCUACAGUCACAAGUUCAGAAAUUGAAAGCUCGGAUUGAUAAUGUGGUUAGUGAAAAUCCAGGAAAGUUUUGUUCUGUAACUCAAUUGAGCAUGAUUGGACCAUCUGAUGGAUUUAAUCAUUCUGGCCAUAAUUCUGCUUCUUUUGCCGGCAAUGAAAACACACUUCCAGUUAGUUUUGUUCAUCCUUCAUCACAGAAUACAUCUGAGUUAAACACCGAAGAUCUACUUUUGACUGAAAAUACUUUGUCAACUAGGGAAGGGAUAGCUCCCUUUAUUGAAACCACCAAUAGGCCCCACCUCGAGGUUCUGCAAGAAAAUAUCAAGGAUGAAAUUCUUGUACAAAAUCAGGCAGCUAAUGAAGAGUUGCAUGAUUUUGAGAAUGUUAGAAAUCAGUUUGUGGAGAAAGCAAAGGAAUCAGUUGAAGAGCAGAAAUCCAUUUCUGCCAUUCAAGUCUCAGAAUCUGAUAUGGACACAGAGAAUGCCGUUUCUACUUUGAAAGCUUCUACAUCAAAAUCAAAUAUUCGCAGGAACACAAAGAGGGGAAGGAAGAAGUCUGGUGCAAAGAGAUGGAGGCGGAGAUAACCUGGAAAACUGAAUCUGCAUGCAAUAAUUGAUUGUUUCUUGAGACAACUGGAGGAGCUGAGAAUUUAUAAAAAAUGUUGCGACAUCAUACUGUGUAAAUUCUGGUUGUGUCUGGCUUUCUUUUUCUUCCAUCAAGAAAUGAGUUCAAUUGUACAUAACGCAAAUAAGCAUAGUAUGUUCUAUUCUUAGAGGAAAUACUAUUUCUUAAUUUAGUUAGGGAUUGUUGCAUCAAGAAUUGAAUGAAUCUUCUCAGUUUGCU